GCUGAGCGCCCCCGUGCCAUGCGCGGAGCUGCGAGCGGCUAGGCGCCAUUUCGGGAGCAGCCGCGGAGCCAUAGACGGGACCAGACCGGCACCGGGACCGACUCACGGCCGCGUCGCCCCUCGCCGCCCGCUCCCCGGGGCUGCCUGAGCGCCGCCGUUCAUUUAAGAUUCAGACGCCUGGAGAAAGUGCUCAAGCCCUCGGGCCCGUUCCCCACCGCCAGGGCAGUGACGCCGGAGCUGCCGCUGCCGGACCUCGGGGCCCUAGCGAGGAUCGCACUGCUCGCGGCGCAGGUGUCCUGAAAAAUGGCUGAUGAUAUUGAUAUUGAAGCAAUGCUUGAAGCUCCUUACAAGAAGACUUGCCUAACGAUAUCUCACCUCUACUCCCAUGAAUUCACCUUUGAUUCCAGUGUGAACUGUCAAUCAUAAGGAUGAGAACAAAUUGAGCAGUGCCAAUGGCCAUGAAGAACGCAGCAAGAAGAGAAAAAAGAGCAAGAGCCGAAGUCGAAGCCAUGACAGAAAGAGGAGCAGAAGUAAGGAACGCAAACGGAGCCGAGAUCGGGAACGGAAAAAGAGCAGAAGCCGGGAAAGGAAACGGAGCAGAAGCAAAGAGCGCAGACGCAGCCGGUCUAGGAGCAGAGAUCGCAGAUUCAGAGGCCGCUAUAGAAGUCCUUAUGUUGUACAGGGCCAUAUUUCCCUUGCUUUAACCUGGCCAGCGCAGUUUUGGAUCUUGGCCCACUACUUCCACCUGUGUCAUGACAUGCUUAAAAAAUGGGCAUCCUCCUCCUUGUGGUGGAUGCUGUGUUUAACUAUAAGCAUUACUGCUCCACUGAGGAGCAAGAAGACGUUUUUCAGACAAAUUGCGUGGCCAAAUGGAUUUAGUGAAAGACUGCUUAAUGUCUUCAGCCCACCGUGUCUUUCAGGGUGUUUUACAUCAAUUUGUAGGAGCAGCAAAAAGAAUCAGUUGUGUACAGAUGGAAAGCCAAAGCCCAGUGCACAGUGUUCAGUCUGUGCAGAGUGCCUCUGCGCUUGGUGGCGAUACAGGAAGAAUGUUAACAGUUCUGGUCCAAAAUUCAACAGUGCCAUCAGAGGGAAGAUUGGUCUGCCUCACAGCAUCAAAUUAAGCAGACGUCGCUCCAGAAGCAAAAGUCCUUUCAGGAAAGACAAAAGCCCUGUUAGAGAACCUAUUGAUAAUCUUACCCCUGAAGAGAGGGAUGCUCGAACAGUGUUCUGCAUGCAGUUGGCUGCAAGAAUUCGACCAAGAGACCUGGAAGAGUUUUUCUCUACAGUAGGGAAGGUUCGUGAUGUGCGAAUGAUUUCAGAUAGAAAUUCCAGACGUUCAAAGGGGAUUGCUUAUGUUGAAUUUGUUGAUGUUAGUUCAGUGCCCCUGGCAAUAGGACUGACUGGACAGAGAGUCCUGGGUGUACCUAUCAUAGUACAGGCAUCACAGGCAGAGAAAAACAGAGCAGCAGCAAUGGCAAAUAAUCUGCAGAAGGGCAGUGCUGGUCCUAUGAGGCUCUAUGUGGGAUCAUUACACUUCAAUAUAACUGAAGAUAUGCUUCGAGGAAUCUUCGAGCCAUUUGGCAGGAUUGAAAGUAUUCAGCUCAUGAUGGACAGUGAAACUGGACGCUCAAAAGGAUAUGGAUUUAUUACGUUCUCAGACUCUGAGUGUGCCAAAAAGGCCCUGGAACAACUCAAUGGAUUUGAGCUGGCUGGAAGGCCAAUGAAAGUUGGACAUGUUACUGAGCGUACUGAUGCUUCCAGUGCUAGCUCAUUUUUGGACAGUGAUGAGUUGGAACGGACUGGAAUUGAUUUGGGAACAACUGGUCGCCUUCAGUUGAUGGCAAGACUUGCAGAAGGUACUGGUUUGCAGAUUCCUCCAGCUGCACAGCAGGCUCUGCAGAUGAGCGGAUCUUUGGCCUUUGGAGCUGUGACAGAUUUACAAACGAGACUGUCCCAGCAGAAUGAAGUUCUGGCUGCAGCUGCUUCUGUACAACCACUUGCAACACAGUGCUUCCAGCUUUCCAACAUGUUUAAUCCUCAAACUGAAGAAGAAGCUGGCUGGGACACCGAAAUUAAAGAUGAUGUGAUUGAGGAAUGUAACAAACAUGGAGGAGUUAUCCACAUCUAUGUUGACAAAAACUCAGCUCAGGGCAAUGUGUAUGUGAAAUGUCCCUCCAUCGCUGCUGCCAUUGCAGCUGUCAAUGCUUUGCAUGGGAGGUGGUUUGCAGGUAAAAUGAUUACAGCAGCGUACGUACCUCUUCCAACAUACCACAGCCUUUUCCCAGACUCUAUGACUGCAACCCAACUACUGGUUCCUGUUCGACGAUGAAGAUUAAUUUAGUCAGUUUUGUACAUAGGUAUUUUUUGGAGGAAGAUUGAGUUAUCUUUUAUUUAGAUAAACCUAAAGGAAAGGAUUUAAUGUCAUUUUGUGUACACUUCCUGCUAUCUUUAAAAAUAAAAUGAAGUAAGCAGAAAUGCAGUGUGUUCAUUCUCCCUAACUAGCAUUUCCACUGUAUACAAAGCUGUUGACUUCUUGUUCUGCCUUGUAAUUCUUGUACAUUGACAAAGGUGAUCUGUAGGAACUGAGAAGUAGCUCAUAGAUAACAAGUACUCUGUAAAAGGCAGAUGGGACAUAAUGACAUUUUUUAAUGUUUCAUGAGCCUUUCUUUUAAUGCAGCCAAGACAUUUUACAUUUCACUAAAUGUGGGUGAUCUGCUCAAGGGUAGUAUCAGAGAGACUGGAUGAAGGGACAUAUUUAGUGUUUUUGUAUAAAUGGAAAAUCCAAAAAGCUACUGAAUGCUGACUGCAGACAGCUACUCAGCUUGCUUUGUGCUGAAAAAUUGUUAAGACUAGGAGGAUUGAAGGGUUUUAUUUCUUGAUGGUAACUUUUGAUUAUUGUAUCUGUAAAAGUUUCUUUGUAAAUACUGUGAGGUGUGUCUAAGUUUCCAAACAAAACAUCUCUGCAUUUCCAGAUUAGUUUCCACACACUCAGUGAGGCAGAGCUGGAGGAUUUCAGCCAAGUCUGAAAAUAGGUAGGAAAUACAGAAAAGUGUUUUGUUCUGGUUGCAUAUAAUCUUUGCUCUUUUUAAGCUCUGUGAGCUCUGAAAUAUAUUUUUGGGUUACUUCAGUGUGUUUGACAAGACAGCUUGAUAUUUCUAUCAAAGACUUUCAUAUUGCAACAAUCUUUGUAAGAACCACUCAAAUAAAAUUCUCUUAAAAAGGC
Molecule: messenger RNA, 3223 nt
Organism: Haemorhous mexicanus (house finch)
Lineage: Eukaryota; Metazoa; Chordata; Aves; Passeriformes; Fringillidae
Gene: RBM39
Product: RNA binding motif protein 39
Exons: 19
Coding region: 758-2329 (523 amino acids)
Biological process (GO): mRNA processing
Cellular component (GO): nucleus
Molecular function (GO): RNA binding
Source: RefSeq, a predicted model, not a curated record